Molecule: messenger RNA, 804 nt
Organism: Cryptococcus amylolentus CBS 6039
Lineage: Eukaryota; Fungi; Basidiomycota; Tremellomycetes; Tremellales; Cryptococcaceae
Product: ribosomal protein S15
Exons: 2
Coding region: 1-804 (267 amino acids)
Biological process (GO): translation
Cellular component (GO): ribosome
Molecular function (GO): structural constituent of ribosome
Source: RefSeq, a predicted model, not a curated record
AUGUCCCGCCCCCUCCAAGCCGCCCUCAGAGCCCACCUCGCCCCCGUCGCAGGCCCCUCCACCCCCCGCCACUUCGCCACCUCCCAGCCCGCCGCCGUCUCUCAGCGCAAGCUUGUCGCAAAGCGCAGAAAGGCAGCCAACAUUGCCCUCCAGGCAUCAAAGGUCCGCAAGCCAGAGAACAUCGACCCCGUCUUGGGCAAGGUUUACUACAAGAACACGCCCGUCACAAACCCGUGGGAAGGAUGCCGGUUACAACGGAUCCUUUUGGACUACAACUCGAUUGCCUACUCUAUGCCCCCCGACUAUGCCAGCGGUGAACGGCCAGAUCUGUUGCUGCCGGGCGUGAGCAAGGAGGAUGCCGACCUGCUGUUCAGCGCUGUCCCCCAUGCGAGCUCGGAGCUGCGGUUUGCGGCCGGUAGUGGCAGCCCGGCGACCGAGCGGGAGCAGACGCAGCAGAGCGAGACUUUGAUGCGUAUACUCGACCUGAGGAAUGCUGCCAGGGAGGACGUCAAUGCGUGGAACAAGAGGCGGAUCGUGGACGAGUUUGGCGCUGGUACCGACACUGGCAGCAGCUCGGUACAGGCUGCUCUCCUGACCGCCAAAAUUCACAAUCUUCUCGCGCAUAUCGAAAACAACAGCAGAGAUACCUCCAACAAGCGCUCCCUUCGAUUGCUGGUGCAAGAGCGUGCGCGACACCUCAAGUAUCUGAAACGGAAGCAGGGUCAAGAGGUAUAUGAAAAGCUGUUGGAAGAUCUGGGGCUCGACAAGGAGGCCGUCGAGGGAGAACUGUUUAUCGGGUUUUAA